AAAAAGAGGAGGCUUUGGUGUGGGUGAGGGAAGAAAGCAGGUUGAUGGAGUGAUUCAGGUCUUGGACCAGACAGCGGGAAAAGGCUGAGAUUUGACUUCAGAAACAGCAGUCAGCGGAUUGGUCCAGACUUUUCUUCUCUCUCUCCCCUACAUUUUGCCCGUCCCUCAACAUUCUCUCCAGCAGAGAUUGGGGGAGCUUUGAGACUCUCUCUCUGUUUGUGUCUGUGACAGGAAGGAGUGUAAAUAAAGAGAAAACAAGCAGGGAGACUUUGAACACAGUUGCAGUUCUCCAGAUUGGCUAAAAACCGGCAAGCUUUGUUCUGUUGGUGUUUGGGACUUGAGAGUUUUGCCUCCACCUGUCUGCAAGAUCCAGAGAAGCAUGUCUCUGGCCGUGAAGAAGAGCCAAGUACGCCUGGUGUUUCUGGGGGCAGCCGGGGUUGGCAAGACUUCCCUCAUCCGGCGAUUCCUGCAGAACACAUUUGAGCCAAAGCAUCGCCGGACAGUAGAGGAGCUGCACAGCAAGGAGUAUGAGGUCAGUGGAAUUACCAUCAAGGUGGAGAUCUUGGACACUAGUGGUAGUUAUUCAUUCCCUGCGAUGCGCAAGCUCUCCAUCCAGAACAGUGAUGCUUUUGCCUUGGUCUAUGCUGUGGAUGACGCGGAGUCCUUUGAGCGUGUGAAGACUUUACACGAGGAGAUCCUUGAGCUGAAAGAAGAUAAGUUCCCACCGAUUGUAGUGGUGGGCAAUAAGGCUGAAACUGGCGGCGUUAGGCAAGUAUUGCCUGAAGAUGUUCUCUCCUUGGUGGAGCUUGACUGGAACAACCGUUUCCUGGAGGCAUCAGCUAAGGAGAAUGAGAAUGUGAUGGAAGUUUUCAGACAGCUGCUUCAGCAAGUCAACCUGCCCAGCCUGCUGAGCCCUGUUGUGCGGAGAAGACGCGAGACUUUCUCCAGUGAAGCCCCCCUGAGGCCCCCCAUGAACAAAGCAAAUAGUUGCACCGUCUGUUGAAUGUGAGAAUGUCAGCAUCAAGAUGAUGUUGUUUUGUUUUGUUUUGUUUUGCAAAACCUAGUCACUAUCAGUAUGGGAUGUUGUCUGUAAACAGUGUAAAUCCAAUGUGAUCUCCUCACCAAAUUAAGGCUGUAAUUUGUAAAGUGGAAGAGCCGCCUCCUAUAUGACACGGAGCUGUAGGAGUAAGCUUGGCUAGGCUAAAGGAGGGAAUAUGGGUCAGUUGGGUAAUGUCUGAAACAAUAUUGCAAGGUAUAGAGCAUGAACUGCAAAGGCGAGCAUUUGAGGAAUCUCUUAAGGAACAUUUCAUUCUGGGGGCAUCUACUGAUGGUUUGUAUUUUCAAAUGCCUGAGUAGACAUUGUUUCAAGAGGGGGAAGGUAGACAGUUUCAUAUGCUUAUUGAACAGCAGAUGUGUGUGUGUGUGUGUGUUGCUUCCUAGACUACAGUGCUUUUUUAUUUCUAACGUUUGCAUGAAUAUGUCCUUGCACUGAUUAUGUUUGCACCGAGCGAAACCAUUUCGGUGACAUCUCUGCAUCUAUACUGUGGAAAGAGAUUCAUCACCCAGUGGGUCAGUUGGCCUGGACGUGAUUUUGAUUUUCUUAAAAAUAACUUUUCAAAGCUUGUAUCCAAUAAAAGAAAAGUCAAACCCUGCCAGUAACUCUGCCAGAAGCACCACUGUAUUUGCAUUCUUCCUGUAAGAGGUGUAACUACAAGAGGAACAUGUCACCAGUUUCUGUUGCACUGAUUUGUACAUUCUGCUUUCUGCUUUUGUUCUUAUGCAUUUGUAGGUCAUGCACCUGCUGAGCUUCUGUAGGUUUCUAUGCUCUUAGGAUUUCUGGGACAGAUACAAGCCUGAGAAGUUGCCCCUUAGGAGACAUCAAUUUCAGUUCUUUCUUAGUUAUACCCUUGUGGGCAUAGACUCUGGGAAUAUCUUGUUCUCUCAGCUGGAUUUCUGCAGAAUGAGAGUGAUAAUAAUCCCUCUUAUUGAUUAGGAAGAUAUGAAAGAAAUGUUGUGUGUUAUCUCAAGACAUUACAAUUACUUGCUAGGAUAAAAGUCCCAGAAGCAUCAGGAAGGCACCGUUGUGAGUGAUGUGCUUCGGGUUUCAGUUCACUUAAACUAUGUAGAUUAAUAAGAAUUACUUCUGAGUUCUAUCAAAAGAGGAACUAGGUAAAUUUGUUCUGUGUUUGUCACAGCAGAAAAGAAAUAGUGUGUAUUUUAUGAAGAAAUGAUUUUUCAUACUGCAAAACAAAGCCAUAAAUACAGUAAACUGAGAGUAAACAAAAUUACAGUGGAUGGUGAACGUAAGAUGUUCUAGUAAUCUUCAUAAAUUAAAGCGGAGUAGUGGAUUACCCAUUGAACUAUCCCAUUUGUAUUUAUUUAAACAUUUAUGAGUCAAAGUAAUCUCCCUACUUCUGGCUGCUGCUCCCUCUGUAUUUCAAUUCCCAGU
Messenger RNA from Ahaetulla prasina, 2449 nucleotides. Its product is annotated as GTP-binding protein Rhes-like. Gene Ontology annotation, molecular function: GTP binding; GTPase activity. The record is from RefSeq and is a predicted model, not a curated record. The transcript is spliced from 2 exons. The coding region runs from base 380 to 1003 and encodes 207 amino acids. Lineage: Eukaryota; Metazoa; Chordata; Lepidosauria; Squamata; Colubridae.